AUGGAAUAUUGUGUUGAAUACUCUACAUUCCGCAAAAUACCAACAGAUAAUGUUGUUAAGAUUAAGGAGUCGUCACAACCUGAUGUGCUUGAAAGUCUCCCAACAGAGGCAUCCACUAUUUCUAAGACCCUACCUAGAUCUAAAUCACACAGGACAGAACUGACAUUGCUAGAUCUCUAUUCUGGUUGUGGUGGCAUGUCAACCGGACUGUGCUUAGGUGCCAAACUAUCAUCAGUUAGUCUUGUCGUGAGAUGGGAUGUUGAUAGUGAUACGUCUGCAACUAAAAGCUUGAAACUAAACCAUCCAUAG
This is a messenger RNA of Vicia faba (fava bean), 309 nucleotides long. NCBI's taxonomy places the organism in Eukaryota, Viridiplantae, Streptophyta, Magnoliopsida, Fabales, Fabaceae. The record is from the annotation of a GenBank genome assembly.